Messenger RNA from Mucor velutinosus, 3972 nucleotides. RefSeq lists its product as uncharacterized. The coding region runs from base 1 to 3972 and encodes 1323 amino acids. Gene Ontology annotation, cellular component: plasma membrane of growing cell tip. Gene Ontology annotation, molecular function: protein binding. Lineage: Eukaryota; Fungi; Mucoromycota; Mucoromycetes; Mucorales; Mucoraceae. The transcript has 9 exons. The record is from RefSeq and is a predicted model, not a curated record.
AUGUGGUUUAGCAGCAGCAGCAUCCUCACUUUUCUGAGUCUUUUACUGUUACCGCUACGUGAGAUCCACUGCCUGGAUAUAGAUGGAAUUGGACAGCUGGGUUUCGCUGGAAACUAUGCAGGCAUCUCUAAUGCGAAAAGUACCUUACAAUUCGAAGCACUCUUACUACCAACACCUGAUACCCAUCACCUAAUACAACAAAAAGACGGCCUCUUUGAAAACAUGGCAGCAUUCAAUGGCAAGAUCACCAGCUAUUGCGCACUGGAAAACGACAUAUAUUUUGGUGGAUACUUUGAAACUGUUAAUGAAACACCGUUUAAUCAUAUUGUGAGAUACAAUACACAAUCAAAUCAAUUUCAAGCGCUGGGACAAGGCAUAAAUGGAUCUGUUUAUAGCCUGUAUUGCGAUGAUGUGGAUCAGAUUGUCUAUGUAGGUGGAAAUUUCACUGCGCAUGCGAUUCAGUGGGAUAUCAAAACAAGCCAAUGGACACCUGUACCUUGGAAAGGGUUUAAUGGACCUGUGUACAUCAUUACAAAAAACAAACAAUACAACUCUCUCUUGUUUGGAGGUCGAUUUGAUGCGACCGGCGAUGAGCAGUUCUUUAAUUCAAAUACAAGCCAACUUAUACCAUUGAGUUCACCUACUUCUAUAUCGUCAGGCAAUGGAGCUCGAUUUGGUACCUUUAAUGAUCCCAGUAGCAUUGUGUGUCCAUCGAAACCAUCACCCGAAUCCACCACAGGCAAUCCAUGGUACCUGCAAGACGGUGUCCCUGGUUAUUGGGAUGCAAACUUUAUCAAUCCAGUACAACCCACUGUGUUUCGAUUAGCUAAUACGCAUACAGACAGAGGCACUGUGUCAUUCAAUAUACUGGCUUUGGGGCUAAACGAAUACUACAACCUCUCGUAUGUGGACCCCAUCACGCAGCAAACAGUACAGUGCUCGACAGACUGUAUUUUAUCGAAUGAUACCUAUCAAGAUUUCACUGUGUUGGACUCAAUGACGUCCAGCGGUGUUCGUAUCAAUAUCAACAGCUGGUAUGGCCAAGGUGGUGGAUUGGGCUUUGUUCAGAUAUUUCAGUCAGAUAUAUCUGUAAACCCUCAUCUCAAUACAGACAGUCAUUCUCAAUGUAACCCUUCUGCAUCAUCGACACAAACAACAGUGAUUGGCAAUUGGCAAGAUGUCUAUGUCUAUGGCUACUACCAAACUGUAUUGCAAGCCAAUCUGCCUUAUUCAGAGCUAGCCACAUCCAACAUAGCACUGAUUUAUGAACCAAAUAUCCCUACACAGGGUCAAUACGAUAUUUAUGCAACUACACCUGGAUGUGUAGGUAGCUCUAACUGCUUCCAAAGAACUCAGGUUGAAUACACAUUGCAACUAUCGCCAGGCGUCGUCAGUACGGUGCUAUCCGAUCAAAACACCUUUUCAGACCGUCGUACCUUGUUGUACAGCGGAUUCAUUUCACCUGUGUCCUCUACAUUCAGACCCUCGAUUACACUGAAACCAGCCACAAAUGCAACGAAGCCAGAUGGAGAGAAUGUCAGUAUCAUGGCAGAUACUAUUGAAUUUGUGAGAAAUGUCACAGCGCCUCCAUUAGUCAGCAUUUUGGAAUAUACCCCAUCUUUGAAUAACGCGACAGAUAAUACCACCAUCGCAUGGAAACCACUGAAUCAACAAUUGCCUCUGGGAAGUACAGUGUACUCCAUCGAUGCAUCCGAUGGCAAUGUACUCUACAUUGGAGGACAAUUCACAUCAAGCACCAACACCACCACGAAUGGAUAUCAAAACAUUGUGUCUUACAACAACGCUUUGGGCCAGCUGUUGCCAUUGCAAAACACAACCACGUCAGGAUUAAACGGAAAAGUGUCAAAGUUGUUAUUGCAUGCGACAACUCUAUUUGUAGGAGGCGAGUUUAAUACAACAACCUCAGCAAAUAUAGCACAGUUUGAUAUUGUACAGCAGACCUGGAGUUCAAUGGGCAAUGGAGUGGAUGGUCCUGUCGAAAACCUUAUUUUAUCUCCCACAAAUGACACAUUGACAGUAUCAGGAGCAUUCACGUAUCGAUUCGCACCAGACCCGAAAGUGUCCAUCGGCAAUGCUGCUUGGGACAUCAACACAAAAUCAUGGAUCGAGCGCGAGUCCCUUCUAGUAGGCAGCAUUGCGACAGACGUAACACAUCAACAGCAACGCUAUUUUGCAGGCGCUUUACUUGGAGCACAGACCUACCGUGCCGAUCUUGUUACAUCCAAUCAUCUCGGCAGUGCAUCGUCUGUUGUGUUGAAUCAAUCCAGUAGCAUCAUCACAGCAGGCGUGACAUGGAUGAACAAUCAAACGAGACCAUUUACGCCUGUCGCUAUUGUUGCUGCCUACAAUCAACAGAAUACCACUACAGCGGUUUCCAUGUACAAUAAUAAAGCAUGGACCCUGAUUGAUGUGUUUCAGGGACAGGUCAACUCGUUGGCUGCCUUUGAGAACAGGCUUUUAGUCGGUGGCCAAUUUCAGUCUACACAGAAUCGAUCUGCCAGUUUAGCCAUGUAUAGUUUGGGCGACCAGAACAAGAUGCUGGCACUAGGUGGCCCUCUAGAUGCCACUGGAAACCCCGGGAUUGUCAAUACCAUCAAAAUACACCCUGAUGGUAAACGUAUCGUGAUUGGAGGUCAGUUCACUCGCGUAGGAUCAUUCGAUUGCGAUGCUGUAUGCGUCAUGGACCCCAAUAUUCGACAAUGGAACAACCUUGCUUUGGGUCUCUCAGGCAUCAUUUACGACAUUGUCACCUAUCCAGGCCAAGAUGGACAGAAAUUAACAGCGAUCGGCGAUCUACAGAUACAGAACAUCCCCACCAACUUUGCUACGCUCUCCAACACGGAUACCUUUUGGACUACGACGACCACUGCAGAUCCGUUACCUGGCGUACCUACAACAGCUGUCAACGGGCUCGAAUCCGAGAUCUUGGUUGCCGGUCAAAGCACCUCCUCUUCUGGUUACUUUGUAGGUGCUGUGAAUGACGGUCAAUUUACUUCAUUGGCUGCAAAUUUGGGUCCAGGCACCAACAUCAGUCAACUACUUUUGGUACCUGUCACCAACACCACUUCAGAACAACGAUUUCCAUCUGGCACACAAAACAUGUUGUUGGCUGUAGGUCAUUUAAACAUCAACCAGUUUGGAAACACGAGCGCAGCCUUGUACGAUGGAUCUGUUUGGCACCCUUUCCUCCUGACAACGCAAAUUAAUGGACGACCUGGUGUCAUUCAUCAGAUCAUUCAUGCGACGGAUUUCAAUGGCAUCAAGAAAGCGCGCAAAUAUCUGUCCGUAGCUGCUGUCAUUUUGAUAUCUAUUGCUAUAUCUACUGGUAUCCUAUUCGCUAUGAGCAGCCUUGGUUUGCUGUUCUUGUACAGACAACACAAAAAUACACAAGGGCCAAAUGCUAUGCCACCUUGGUCGCCCAGUAAUCGAUUGGUUGAUACAUUUGGCUUGUUCAAUACCGGUACAUUAGGCGCAUCUGCUAUUUCUGCCACUGGACCUACCGCUACAGCAACUGGUCUUGGUGCCGGUGCUGGUGCUGCUGCCGCUGCUUUUGCUACCAGUCGAUCGGUUGCAGCAGGACCUUCCAAUGCCACCUCAAGGUCUGCAUUUACGCAUGACGAUGCAGGUGAUUUAGGUAUAUCGCCAACAACUACGAUCGUCAACAAUCCUCUACCCAUCAGUGCACCAGCAGCUGGCGUGCUGUCGUUUGACGCCAUGUUGGCAGCAGCAGCCAAAUCAAGUCAUGCAGAUGCGAUUAGUGAGACAAAUCCAAAAGUGUUCCAUGCAAAAUACCCCUUCAAAGCGCAAGAAUAUGGUGAAUUGAAUCUCGAAGCAGGUGAUACUAUUGUUGUGACAGAUACUACAGAUAAUAUCUGGUGGUUGGGCUACAAGGAUGGCGGUGCCAACAAACCAUUGUCUGGUGUCUUUCCAAGUAAUUAUGUCACUGCUUAA